CGACGCGACACGGGACGCAUCGGUCCGAGCAGACGCAGCCAGAGGCGGACACACGCAGGCGCGACACACACACACACACACACGACCCGGCGGGCUGCCGCCGCAACAUGCAAGCCGCUACGCUCGCGCUGACCCUGCUGCUACUGAGCGGCGUCGCCUCGGCCGCCGUGCGCAGGGCCGGCGCCGCCCAGCUGCCCAUCUCCAGCGAUGACCGCCGCAUCACCAGGGCCUCAGAGUGCCACUUCGGACGACGAGUGUACGAGCUGGGUGCCCACUGGUUCGCGGACCUGGGGCCGCCCUUUGGAGUCAUGUACUGCAUCCGCUGCGAGUGCGUCGCCGUGAAGAAGAAGCGGCGCGUGGUGGCGCGUGCGCAGUGUCGCAACGUGAAGACGGAGUGCCCGGCGCCCAGCUGCGACCACCCCGUGCUGCAGCCCGGCCGCUGCUGCAAGGUCUGCCCCGGCGACGACGCCUUCAGCCCUGACGUGCUGCCGACGGAGCCCACUGUGAAGGAGGUGCAGACCCACACUGGAGCUGGAGCAGACGACGAGCGCAGGAAACACAUGGCGGCGGUGCUGACGUCGCGCGUGGCGGAGUCGCUGUUCCGGGAGGACCCUGAGCGCGCGCCGCUUUCCAGCCUGGACGCGCUGCCGCCCGCCGCCGCCACGGGCCGAUUCCAGCUGGCGCGCCGCAGCCUCUACUUCUCCUUCUACGUGGCGGACGCCGCCCCCCGGCCCAGGGCCGUGCAGUUCCGCAGCGAGGAGGGUGACAUCUUGGUGGAGAUGCAGCUGGGCGAGGGCGGCCGGUACCAGCGCGAGGCGGGCAAGGUGUGCGGCGCGUGGCGGCGCCUGCCACGCGACUACCGCCGCCUGCUCAGAGAGGGCCGGCUGUACGCAGUGCUGCUGUGGCCGCCGUCUCUUCUGGGCCAGCUGCCACCCGUCGCGGGCCAGAUAAUUGGGCACCACUCGCUGACGACGGAGGUGUUCUCCGGCCUGCUGGAGGAGCGCGCCGGCGGAGACGCGGCGGCCACGGCGGUGGUGUCCGUGCACGCCGCCCCCGACACCAGCAGCGUGCACCUCAGCCUCCUGCUGUCCGCAGACGUGCCCCAGGGGGCGCAGCUGGUCGCCCGCCUCGAGGACGAAGCCGGCCGCGCCAUCGUCGAGGAGACGUUGCGCGCGCCGCAGCCGCAGACGCAGGCGCCGCUCGGCGGCCAGGGCCACAACCACAACCAGGCGUCGCUGUCGGAGGUGGAGCUGCGCAGCCCGGUGGGCGCCGGGGCGCUGCGGCAGCUGGCGGCGGGCCGCCUCAGGGCGUCGCUGUCCGCCGCCGACGCCGGGGGCCGCCGCCUCAUGGAGCUGCGCGGUCGCGUCACGGCCAGGGUCUCCUGCGAGAUACUCCAGGCCGUACUGACUCCGACCGACGCCGCCUCAGCAGAGGGCAGUCGCUCUGACGACUCACCCGCUGCCCCCUCCGCGGGGGUGGGGGGCGUGGCGUGGAUGUUCGCGCGCCGCGACGGCUCACUGUCGUACGGCGCGUCCCUGUCGGGGCUCGAAGCGCUGUCCGUGCGCAUGCUCACGCUCACGUCGGCUCGCGGCACAGAGAUCUACGACCUCACGCCGGCGCUCUCUGACUCCGGCGAGGCGAGCGGGGAGCUGGCCCCGCCCGGGGUGCCGGAGCUGCGGCAGCUGACCGCCGGCGAGCUGUGGCUGGCCGUGUCGACGCAGCGCGCCGCCGUCGCCCGCGGGCGCCUCGCGCCGCGCCUCGUGGCCGCCGCCAGGGACGCCGAGAGGCCGGCGCACCUGCUGCCGCCCCCGCCACCGCCCACACCCACACCUGCAACUGGUACCGCGCACGGGCUCGCCUGGGUCGCCGUCGACUCCGAGUGCACACUACACAUAGACGUGACGCUGAUCCGCGGCGGCGGCGGAGGCGGCGAGUCGCGGGACGAGGAGGCGGAGGAGGCGGAAGAGGCGCGCGAGUGGCUGUCGGUGCAGCUGAUGCUGGAGGCGCGGCCGCUGGAGGCUCCGGGCGCGCCCGUCUGGAGCCGCGAGCUGGCGGCGCUGAACGCCAGCCGGCGCGGCCGCGCGUUCCACCUGGAGGAGUCGCUGGCCGACGUGCCGGCCGCGGAGCUGGCCCGCCUCGAGUACGGCGUCUGCGACCUGCUGGUGCGCGACGCCACCACGGGGCAGCUGCUGCUCAGCGGCCGCCUGCCGCAGACGAAGGUGCCGGCGUCGUGCCAGCCGCGGUCCACGGACAACGACGUGGUGCCGGUGCUGCACCAGGAGGCGGCGGGGGCGGGGGCGGGCCCCGGGGGCGAGUCGGGCCCGUGCCUGUGGGAGCAGCGCUUCUACGAGGAGGGCGCGCAGUGGCGGGCGCCCGGCUGCCGCGCCUGCCACUGCCUGCGGGGGCGGGCCCGCUGCGAGCCGCAGCUCUGCCCGCCCGCGCCCGCCUCCUGCCCGCCCGACGGCCGCAAGCCCACGCCGCCGCCCGGAGACUGCUGCCCCGCCUGCCACAACGAGACGAGCGCGCAGGAGAGCCGCUGGGGCGUGCGGCGCGGCUGCUCCGUGUCUGGCGAGUUCCACGCGGCCGGCUCCUCCUGGUACCCCUACGUGCCGCCGCACGGCUUCGACACCUGCGUCACCGUCUCCUGUGACGCGGUGACGCUGCAGGUGCGCUUCUGGAGGCGGCGCUGCCCUGCGCUGGACUGCGGCGGCCGGCGGCCAGUCAGGCCGGACCCCCGCGCCUGCUGCCGCGUCUGCCCGCCGGCGGACACUGCUGACGACGAGCCGGGCGGCGCGGGGGCGGUGGCGGGGGCGGAGCGCGAGCCGGAGCCCGACCCGCAGGCCGUGCUGGCCGCCGGCGGCUGCCGCGCCCCGCACCAGGUGUUCGAGGACGGCCGCAGCUGGCACCCGCGCAUCCAGCCGUUCGGCGUCGAGAAGUGCGUCACGUGCCGUUGCAAGGCUGGCCACAUCCAGUGCCAGCGCAAGUUGUGCAAGGCGGCGACGUGCGCGCGCCUCCAGGAAGCGUCCGCCGCCCCCGGUGCCGCCCCCGCCACCCCCGAGGAGGAGGCGGAGGAGCGAGAGUGCUGCCGGACGCAGUGUGCGCGCAGGCACCGCCGCCCACACGGCUGAGGCGGCGCCGCCCACACCGCAACUCAGAGGCUUCCCACAGUAUUGCUCAUCUCUACCUGAAAACACACACCUACAUACAUUAUACGCAUAACUACGACUAACCAAAGUUCAUAUAAGGCUGUUUUUUUAAAAAGAAAAAAGGGAAAUGUUAUUUUUUAAAAAGCGAAGGCAAAGUAUUUUUUAUCUUCAAUUAACACUUCGAAGACUUUUUAAUAUUUUCCUAGACAGCGAGCGAGUUUGUUUUAUGUAGUCGUUACUCGCGAGUACAGCCGUCCGUAGCUGUGAGCUCGCAAGGACAUUCUGCGAAGGGCGUGGUCCGAGUCCUGCGGCGUGGAAGGGCCGUCCGAGGGCUGGCGAAGGGCCGGCCGCCGUUACCACAACCAAAGAAGACUGAGCGACCAAGGGCCGAGCGUUAUUUAUUUGUUGGCCCCACGGGGCGUCGUUGUGUGUGUCAUGUCAGACCAGUGGGCGCCGUCCCCACCCCACCCCGCACCUCUUUGGCCCUCGCGGCGCUUCUAGAGUCAGCUAGAGUAGUCCACUAUUAUUAUUAUUAUUAUUAUUAUUAUUAUACUAUAGUAUAGUUUAGUUGUAAGCUGGUUGUGAGAGUACGAGUAAGUGCCAUAAGACUGUUUACUUGGUAGUGUUACAUACUGUGUAACAAAUGGACUCUCUUUGUUUUCUCCUCGACUGCACUCUUGCCCCACACUCCCUUCUGAAAAAAUGGCAAGUUUUCCCAAAAGGUAACAAAAAAUUUGUGGAUAGGGAACAUUUAUUGUUUGUAGUAUGUUCUCUCUUCCAGCGUUUAUAUAAACUGCCGAACCCUGGAGAAAUGACGAGGUGUCUCAGAAUGAGGGCUCCUAUGGUCUCAGCGUAUUGACCAUGCUUCGAGUAAAUACAUUUCACAUUGUACCUUCCAAUAUUUUUUAGCUUGCCCGACAAAAAGGAACUGAUGAGUUGUAUCAAAAGGAAUAUACAAAUUAUAUCCCAGAUUCGCCCAUAUUUUAUGGAAAAUGUAAAUUAAGUACUUCCAUUUUAUCGUACCUUGUCCCUCAUUUUUUAAAAAUUAGUCGUAUGAAGAGUAAUCUUAAAAUGAAGAUACAAAGUGUCAACUACUAUUUCUGCUUUUUUUUAAAAAAAUUAUUAAUGUAAUAUUUCUGUGCAUUGUUACCUCCCACCUUUGGAUUCUAUUCAUUUUGAAUGAUCACAAAAAAAAAAAAAAAACUCUGUCAAAAUGAUAAUUCACAGUGUCAUAGAGAUUUGUUCGUCUUUUGUGGAAACUGUGAAUGGAAGAUGCCGUUUUGGUGUACAUUUCCCAUCUCGAAACUCUUUAGUUUGUUCAACUAUACCGUAAUUCGAGUUGUCUCAGAACGAAGUUACUGAAGUGUUGACGAGCAUAAGGAGGAUUAAGCGGAAUGCCGUCAUUUAAUGUUAACUUCUGCUUCUUUUUUCCCUCAAAGAAAUGGGUAUUGGCGCAAGUGUGAAGAUGUAAAGUUGAUUCAUGUUCUCAAAACACAAUAAUUAUACAGAUAUUACAUAUUACAGAUGUUUUAAAUUUGUCUGCCUGUAAAUGAAAUGUGUAAAUAUAUUUUAUGUGAGAGCUUAAUGAAAAUAUAUUGCUUACUUUUGAAAGAA
This is a messenger RNA of Schistocerca serialis cubense, 4760 nucleotides long. It is a transcript of the gene sog, whose product is annotated as dorsal-ventral patterning protein Sog. Gene Ontology annotation, biological process: multicellular organism development. Bases 108 to 3128 code for a protein of 1006 amino acids. Lineage: Eukaryota; Metazoa; Arthropoda; Insecta; Orthoptera; Acrididae. The record is from RefSeq and is a predicted model, not a curated record. Gene Ontology annotation, molecular function: protein binding. The transcript is spliced from 15 exons.